This is a messenger RNA of Urocitellus parryii (Arctic ground squirrel), 1438 nucleotides long. The record is from RefSeq and is a predicted model, not a curated record. Lineage: Eukaryota; Metazoa; Chordata; Mammalia; Rodentia; Sciuridae.
GCUGAACCGGCACUUGCAGGUUGCAAGGCCAAGGAAAGGACUCCAGGCGCCGGCGGAGUGCUUCCGCCCCCAGCGGAGGAGCUGCGCCUACAACUCCCGGSGGCCCCGGCACCGCCGCGCGCUCCGCCCGCCUCUCCUGGAGCGCACCGGGUCUCCGUCUGCGCCUGCGCACUCGCUGUGUGGAUCCCGAGUUCUGCUCGCAGCAGCGCAGUUUAUGCCGAAGCAGAACGGGAAUGCCUGCCUUUUCUGGACCAGGCCUGAUUUUAAAGUCCUUUUAGAAGAAGCUAUGAAGAUGGAACAGCACAGGGGGCUCCUGUUAUCGUUCCUGGCUGUACAGCUGCUGCUCAUGGGGGCCUUCCACCAAAGCCAUCACCUCCAUGACCUCACCUCCUUUCUGCGCCUCCUGAUACAAGACAGGUCAGAGGUCUCCCCUCCAGGAACCUCUCACCAGGAUGUCUACUCCAACCUCAGCCAGAUCCACCCUGUGGAUGUCAGUGAGGAUGAUCUGCCAAACUGCCCCAUCAUCUCACCCUACAUCAAUGGUCCUUUGAAAGUGAUGUUCCCAGAGAACCUGACAAUGGAGAAGGCAGUGGAAAAGAACCCAUUGGUGAGGCUGGGAGGUCAAUACAAACCACCAGACUGCUGGACUUGGCACCACACGGCAGUGGUGGUACCCUACUAUGGGCAAGCCCAGCACCUGAAGCAGCUUCUCUUCCACCUGCACCCCUUCCUGCAGCGCCAGCAACUGCAUUAUGCCAUUUAUGUAGUGAACCAGGUAAACAACACCGCCUUCAACCGGGGCAAGCUACGCAAUGUGGGGUUCCGGGAGGCCAUGCAGGAGGAGAACUGGGACUGUGUCUUCUUCCAUGAUGUGAACCUACUCCCAGAGGAUGACCGCAACAUCUAYACCUGUGACAUCUUCCCUGCUCAUGUGUCUGUGGCUAUCAACAAGUUCAACUACAAGCUGCCCUACCAAGGCUACCUUGGAGGGGUAUUUGCCCUGCGCCCCAUCCACUACCUGAGGAUAAACGGCUUCUCCAAUGUGUACUGGAACUGGGAUGAUGAGGACGACAACAUUGCUACCAGGGUAAAACUAAGUGGGAUGCUCCUGUCACGGCCCCACCUACUCUUUGGCCGCUACCACAUGCUAGAGGAGGGGCAGGACCACAGCCAGAAGCAGAGCGUCUGGAGACUUGGUCUUCGGGCCUGGAUCCACCAAAGGUGGAGACACGAUGGCAUCAACUCACUGGGCUACAGGCUGCUGUCCAAGGAGCGGCAUCCCCUCUAUACCAACCUCACUGUGGACAUCAACUUCCAAAACCCAGAAGCCCCAGUGCCAAACAGAGGUAUCUGGAGGCUGAGAGAGAGCUUCUGAGGCCAGGGUUUGGGCAUCCUUCCCACCCACCCCACCURAUUUUUAAUAAAGGAAUUCAUUUUA